CAUUCAUUUUUGUCAGUCGUGGCAGCCCUUCAGCCCUGCACGUAUGUGGAAUGGACCGCUCUGUGUGUGUUAAUUUACAUCACUCGGGUCGAUAACGAUCCUUUGGCUUUGGCUACAACUUAUAAAGGAAGCAGAUCACAUCCGUUUGUACAUAUUUCAUCCACAAGACACAAUUCUUGCUGACGCAUAAGGCAACGCCAAAAGUUUACCCUGCCGUUGUUUGUGUGUUCUAUAGACUACUCGUACAGAAAGCCAAUAUGACCCCAUGGAUAAUUCAGAGUGGCCUUGCUCUGAUGGUGAUGUCUGGGUUGUUAAAGACGUCAGAAGGGAAGAAGGACGAGGUGCUCUAUUGUUCAGCCUGCAUGGCAAUUGCUGAUGAGCUGAACUAUUCAAUUAGUCAGACUGAUCCCAAGAAAACCAUCGAUGUUGGCGGAUUUAGAAUGCAACCUGAUGGAAGCCUCACUGAUAAGAAGGUGGCUUUUGCUAGGUCAGAAACUCACUUAACGGAACUGCUGGAAGGAGUAUGCAACAGCAUGAGUGAUUAUGCUCUCCAUGAAGAUCCACACACCAAAGAAAAGAGCUAUAAAAGGUUUGCCCCAAGGAGCAACAGCGGUGGGGAUUUCCCUGAUUUUAACAAUUUUAAGUUUGAUGGCCCAGAGGGUUCCAAUUCUCUCAAAUUUGCUUGUGAGACCAUUGUGGAGGAGCUUGAAGAUGAGAUAAUCUCUCUUUUUGCCCGUGAAUCAGUCCAUGUAGCCGACAAGUUGUGUGGCGAAUUAUCAGGCCAUUGUAAAGGCGACCAAGCCCAACGUACUGAGCUUUGACAUUACCCUUGGCUGGAGAACAAUGCAUAAGCUGGGGUUAUGCUGACAUAAGAUGUGACCUGGAGUACAAUAUUGCAGACAUACUGUUGAGUGGGACACUGUGCACAGUGACUUAGUGGAAAACAUUAUACGAAGAUGUUUUGUAAUUUUAUUAAUAAAAGUGGUUUUGGAGUCA
Messenger RNA from Clupea harengus (Atlantic herring), 996 nucleotides. RefSeq names its product canopy FGF signaling regulator 1 (gene cnpy1). Lineage: Eukaryota; Metazoa; Chordata; Actinopteri; Clupeiformes; Clupeidae. Gene Ontology annotation, cellular component: endoplasmic reticulum. The record is from RefSeq and is a predicted model, not a curated record.